Molecule: messenger RNA, 904 nt
Organism: Cloeon dipterum
Lineage: Eukaryota; Metazoa; Arthropoda; Insecta; Ephemeroptera; Baetidae
Exons: 3
Coding region: 89-784 (231 amino acids)
Source: RefSeq, a predicted model, not a curated record
UCUUGCCGAGGAGCAGGUUGUCAGUAAAGAGAGAAACGGCGAGCUGCUCGACGAGGCCUUAAACUAUCGCUGCCAGCCAGCCGCCAAGAUGCAUCACUACUUUCAGGUUGUGGCCAUAGUGGUGUGUUGCACCGUGCUGGUGCAGGGCGCAAGUGUGGUUAGGGUUCCUCGGGUGUACAACAUUUUGAUCAAGUCGGACGGCUCAAUCGCGCCCAGCGAGGCCGUCUCGCUCGACAGUUUGCACGAGGAAGGCUCGCAGUCGGAGGAAAACAGCAAGGAAGUGAUCGGUGGUGGCAGCAAGGAGGCGAGCAGCAAGGAGACGAGCGGCGAAAAGGCGGAUGAGCCUACGGAGGAGCCGCUGCCCGUCCUGAACGCGCAGCAGGGCGGCGUCGUCGAUGGAGUCAACUACACGGAGGUGCCCCUUUCCAGGGCUUAUCCCCUGACGAGGUACACCAUUCCAAUCAUCGCGGCCCGUCACCCCUUCCCUUAUCUGCACGGAGGAUUGAUUUUGGGGCCAGUGCCCAAACUCGCCGCCGCCCAAAGGGAAUUCCCAGGCGAGUCUGCCGAGUUGCAGCAGCAGAGCGGAGAGAUUGAAGAGACCAAAUCGUACGACCUCCCCCAGGAUGCCCAGAAACCCAUCCAGCAACUGCCUUUGCCGCAGUACAGAAGCACGGCCGACAAUUUCAACCUGGAUCCUGCCGCUUUCAGGGAGAGACUUUUGCAACUCCAGCGGGCGCACCGAGAGCAAAUUGCUGACGGAGCGGACCAGGAGGACGGGCAAUAAUCCGGGAUUAAUCGCUGCUCAAAUAUAUAUACACUUGUAUACUAAAAACAUAUCACAAGCAAUUACAAAGUUUUUAAGAGCAACAUUUCUCAAUCAAUAAACUUGUUUUUUCCUCGUUCA